Messenger RNA from Hemiscyllium ocellatum (epaulette shark), 6590 nucleotides. RefSeq names its product interferon-induced protein with tetratricopeptide repeats 5-like. Gene Ontology annotation, biological process: defense response to virus. NCBI's taxonomy places the organism in Eukaryota, Metazoa, Chordata, Chondrichthyes, Orectolobiformes, Hemiscylliidae. The coding region runs from base 314 to 1774 and encodes 486 amino acids. The record is from RefSeq and is a predicted model, not a curated record. Gene Ontology annotation, cellular component: cytosol. The transcript has 2 exons. Gene Ontology annotation, molecular function: protein binding.
UCACCUUCCACUCCAUCCUCCCCUUCUAUCUAUUACCAACAAGCCUCCCCCCCGCCUCCCCCUGCAUCGACUGAAUACUUUCCCAGCUGCCUUUACCUCAGCCCCAGCCCCAUCCUCCUAUAUAUCUCUCAGCCCCUUUCGACUCACACAUUCCUGACGAAGGGUUUAUGACGGAAACAUUGAUUCUCCUGCUCCUUGGAUAUAUCCUGAGCUGCUGUGCUUUUCUUGUGCCACACAUCUCAGCAUAAAACACAUUUCUCAAUCAACUCACUGGAGCUGAAUACAGCAAAGAAAGAAGUUCAACAUAUUUUACAUGAUGAGCGCCACACAGAAGGAUGCGUUGAAAGUGAGUCUCAAUCAGCUUCAAUGUCACUUUACGUGGACUCCGCAGAAAGAAAACAUUGACCUGGAUGAUAUGAAACAAAGAUUAGAAGAUACAAUACAGACAAAUGUGAAAUAUCAAGCCAGGUGCUACAACCACCUCGCUUUUAUAAACUGUCUACAAGGAAACUAUGAAGAGGCAAUUCAGAAUUUAAAGGAAGCUGAAAGGAUUCUGAAGGAGAGUCAUGGUGAUGAUUUUGAUAAGAGAAUCUUGGUCACCUAUGGAAACUAUGCCUGGGUUUAUUAUCACAUGGACCGACUGGAGGAGGCUCAGUCCUACCUCAACAAGCUGGAGACAGUCUGUAAACUAUUUCCUGAAGCCUCUCGGUUUGCAGCAAUGAUACCUGAGGUUUACGGGGAGAAGGGUUUGUCACUGCUGAAAUCUGCUGGCCAAUAUUAUGAAGAGGCAAAGGAAUGUUUUAAAAAGGCUUUAGAGAAGGAUCCUGAGAACAUUGAGUGGAAUGUUGGCUAUGCCACUGUUCUGUAUCGUCUGGAAGCGUUUUCUGGAACCCCUGAGAGUCAUGAACCCACUGAAUCAAUGAAACAGUUUAGACAUGUGCUAGAGCUGGAUCCUGAUCAUGCUGAAGCCAUGGUGCUGUUAGCUUUAAAACUACAAGAGUUAAGUCAAGAGGGGGAAGCAUCCACAUUAGUUGAACGAGCGUUGCAGAAGUCUCCUGAUCUCCCACAUGUGCUUCGAUAUGCAGCAAAGUUUUACAGAAUCAAAGGAGAUGUUGAAAGAGCUUUGAAAGUGUUGAAGACAGCAAUGGAAAUUACCCCCAGCUCUACUUUCUUACACCAUCAAAUCGGUCUGUGUUACAGAAAGAAACUAAUGUCAUUGCUCAAAAAUCCACUCAGCAAGAACCCUAGCAAUCCUGCUUUUCAACAGAAAGUUGAACUGAUCAAACUUUGCAAGUCUCAUUUUAAAAAUGCUUUCAAGCCUCGGCCACUAACCUUUAUUAGGGCACAACUGGAUUUUGCAGGAAUAUGUUCACUAAAUGAAGAGUUUCCUGAAGCAGAGAAGAUCUACACCAAUCUCCUGAAACUGAAAGAUAUCCGUCCAGAGAAUAGGCAAGCAAUAUGUUUACAAGCUGGAUUAUUUCAACUAUUCCAGAAAAGAGCAGAAUCAAAAGCCAUCACCCUUUUUCUGGAAGGAAUGAAAGUCAAUUACAAUUCCAUAGAAAGAAUCAAAUGCCGUGAAAAUUUGGAGAAGACCACAACACGACGUCUUCGCAGGAAUCCACGAGAUAGCGAGGCCCUUGGUGCUCUUGGCUUCCUGCAUCAACUGGAUGGGAAGAAGCGCAAAGCUGUGGAAUACUUUGAAAAGGCCCUGCAAUUUGAUCAAGGCAAUGAAGAAUAUCUCAGUGCCCUUUGUGAAUUACGUCUUUCUAUCUAGCUCAGUAAUGAACUUGCCAGCUAAAGUUCAGCUGGAAGAUGAAUUAAUACUCUCUAAUCUAUAAUCAGCUUUUACCUAGUAUCCACUUCACAUACAUUUUGCUUAGAUAUUGUUCAAUUGAGCAUAUUAUUCAUGCGUAUAAUUUUCAGAUGGCUAAUUGUAUUUUAGUUAUUCUAAACAUCUGCUUUAUUCAGGAAUUUUGUCCUCACUGGUGAACUAACUAUUAUUUUCUGUCAGCUAAGAGUUAUUGCUCUGUGUGGAAAGAAACAAAAUCAUUUGAGUUUUUUGGGAUUCAUAUUAACUGAUUCAAACUCUUUUAAAUCCAAUUAUAAACAGUACGUGUGACUGAUUUUAUCUCCAGUUUGGUUUUGGUGUGUGGUGAAGGAGUUUCAAAACUGACCCUUUGCUGCUAAUUAGAAAUCAGAAGAAUUGCAGAUGCUGUCAAUCAGAAACAAAAACAGAAAUUGCUGGAAAAGCUCAGUAGGUCUGGCAGCAUCCGUGUAGAGAAAUCAGAGUUAACGUUUCGGGUCGAGAGAUCAUUCCUCAGACCUACUGAGCUUGGGCUACCUGGCUUCUAUAAAUCAACAGCUACUCAAUACAUUGAGAUGGAAAGACCUCAGACAGGAGCCUUUUUCCCACAAAUUGGGAAAUUCCUGGUUAUAUUUGUUCCAUGUUUGAAUUUCAAUGAAGGCAUCUAAGAGUUGUUAGAUGUCACUGAGGUAAUACUUUGGAAACACAAGUUAGCAGGUCUGGCAGCAUCUGUGGUGAGAAAUCAGAGUCAAAGUUUCAGGUCAAGUGACCCUUCCUCAGACAUGCUGAGCUUUUCCAGCAAGUUCUGUUUUUGCCUCUGUGCUAAUAUCUGUCUCUGCGUAUUUUACAUUCCCAACUGCAUUCAUGUGCUGGCUGUCAGUGUUCAGGUGAGUGUUUCGAAAGAGAUUCUGGGAGCAACGCAUUGGGAUGAAAAAAAGAAUGUGGUGGAAAAGGACAUUGUAGGGAAGCUCCAAGUUAUCAUUUUAGGCCCUGGUCGGGGAUUCAUGCCCCAAAAAACAUAAACCUUCCCCUUUGUUUCUUUUCUGACCUGUUUCAGUCAGGGCCAAAAGAUGCAGCAUUGCCCCCUGCUCCAGACUGAGUUACCAUCACAAUCAGGGCUCGUGAAUAUCACCGAACCCCAGGCCCUGGUUGUUAUUGAGGAUCCCACACAGCUUCACCCCAUUUACACCAAGUGGCUCGGUCUAAUUUUCCCCUCAUUGAGCUCUAGUGUCAUCUGGAUCACAGCAAAUUAAACUGCUAUCCAAAUACAAAUGAAAAUAUGUGCUUUAUCAUGUUGCUGAACACUAUUAUAGGAACAGUACACUUUAGGUGAAAGCACCAUUGGUCUCAGUGAUAGUUUGAGCAUGUCACUGCUCCUCUUUCGAUGGUGAUGAUGGUGUGUUCACAAUAUCCAAUCCAGCCUCUAGAGACUGGAAUAAAACCCCUCUUCACUUGCUGCCUUUUCACGGAAGGGAUCCCAUUGGGUGAAAGGGUUCCCAAAUGUGACAGUUGGGAGAGGGCCAAUAAUCACUGCAGACCCUUCAAAUGAACCAACAGCUUAAUUCUGUGUCCCUGAGGAUUUGCUGAGAGGUGAUGGGACAUCCCCUCCAGAGCAUUCACUCAGAUCUGAGCCCCUUUCACUCGGAGUCUCCCUGUCCUGGACAUUGUCAGCUUCACCAAGCCUUCAGCAAACCAUCUGAGGCCCUGAUUGGCCAACACAGAGCAGCUGGGACAUUCCCCGAGGAAAGGCCAUUUACUGCAGACUGUCACAGUCUGGGAGAAGGAAAAAGCAGGAACGGGGAUGGGGAAGGCUAGAAGAUAGAAAAAUGGGUUUAAAAGAAUAUAAUACUACUGAUGUAGAAACUAAUCUCAGGUUUUAAUACCGAUUGUAUAACCAGAAAUUAAAUGUUAAUCAAUAAAAUGAAAUUGUGGCUAAAAUUAUCUUUCUGAAUGAGGACAGUUUGCACAGUGUGCAAUAUGGUACAUGUAAAAUUAUAAUAUCAUUUCUGACAUUCUGCAACAUUUUAUCUUUACUUGUUAUGAGUUAAUGAUCAAUAUUUUGUGCAUUUUUAUCUUGGUCUACAUGGUAUUUUAAUCAUAAACUAAAAAGAUUAUCUUAGGAACACUGUAGAUAAAGCUCUAACUGGCUGUGGGGAAGAUUCAAUUAAGGUGAAAUUUUAAAAAUUGUAAAGAAAUAGGAGAACAGAGGUUCAGGACAGUGAAGAGAUGAAUGAUAAUUAGUGUGACAAGAAGUGGUCGAAAAUAUCUGCAGAUGUGCGUGGAAGAAAUUAGAACCAGAUUAUGAAAUGAUGGUUAAAAUGUCUAAGUUUAAUUAUUAUUAUCUGAAUGCACAUCACAGCUUUAACAAGAUGGGUGAAUUGACAGCUCAAAUAUAAAUAAGUAAAUAUGAAUUGGUAGUGUUAUAGAUCAAACCAAACCCCCUCAAGAUAUAUGAAGAAGAGAACCUAGACCCCUAACUUUUUUUUAUUUUAAAGGCAAUUGUGAGGUGUCGUGUUUCAGAUGCAACUUGAUUGGUCAAACUACUAGACUUGAAGCAAAAUACACUUUAUUCUUACAGUAUUGCUACGAAUCAGACCAAACCCCUUCAAAUAUAUAUUCAGAAGAUAGUCUAGAUUCUGACAUUUUCUUAUUUUAAAGGUUUUGCAUUCAAGGUGGAAUUCAAUUGGUCAAACUACCAGAUUUAAAGUGAAACACACUUUAUUCAUCUACUAAAACUAAAAUACAACCACAGAAAGAAGGAAUUGGAAUAACGUAACUCUAUUGGAAACUUUAACACACCAAUAGAUACAGCUACUAUUAUUAAUUAAUUGUUUCAAUAUAGUAACAUCCCAUAAACAAAUCCUUGGUAAAAGAUGAAUUCAGACAACAAAUUGUCUCACAGGCAACUUCCGUAACAAACAGAGAAUCCACAAUUUUUGGCUAUAACCAAGAGAAUAGCUUCCACUUCUUAAAGACUCCAAUAGCAACUCCUGAAAGCUCAACCUAAAACCCUUGGUUUUGUGGGAACCUGACCACACCCAUUCGAGCUGCUUCUAUUGUUCCAACUUUAAAACAAAACACCCAAGGCCUCACAAGCUGUUUGUUUUCUUAUAGGCUGCUUAGAACCUCUCGUUCAAUCUCUUUUUAACAAACAAAAAAAAUCAAAAUAACCUCCUAAAGUCAUACUAUUAUUUUACUAUAGUUAAAAUACAAACAAGGAAAGAAGAAUUGGGAUAACUGUUAGGGCUGCCCGUAGGUGAUACAAAAUGGCUGGUGGUUGCCCAUGGCUACAGCAGUUAGAGCAUGUGGGAAAAUCCUUGCUUAAUAUAAUCUCUGCAAGCAGAACAAUAGCAGGUCUGUAUAAUCAAGAUUGCUUAAAUGAGUUAGAAUGAGCAGCAGCAAUUGCUUACAUGGAUAAGAACAUUUCACAUUAAUUAGUUGUUUCUCUUGGAUUAUUUAAUCAAUAUGUUACAACAUAAAGAGUAAGUUUUAGUUAAGAUUCCAAAGUAGGCACAUAUCAACUUAUACAUUCAAAUAAGAUCACUAAAAAUGUUAUAGGAAAAGAAUCAAACCAGAUUCAGAAAGCAAAAAUGCCCUCACCCCCUCAUCAUUACAGGGAGGAAUGGCAGAAACGUUGGACUAUGAGUGCAUUGAGGUACAAUUUGUUAGCUAAGGAAUUCUAACAUUAGGUCUACCACAUAACUUUGUUGGAACUGAUCAAAAAUUAAUAUUCUUUAAUUGAGUAUGUAAGUUAGCUCACUGAGCUUGAAGGUUUGUUUUCAUAUGUUUCGUCACUAUACUAAAAGGAAUUGGCAGAUUGUGUUUAUUGGGUUCCCGAUUUUCUUGAAAACGUUGUAUACAUAUCUUUCUUCUGCUUUUUGUAGUCCUUGGGGGCUACAGUGUGAUGUAGCUUGUUGAAAUAAUGUCUUGCUUCAACUCCAAUUGUGGGUGUUGGGAUGAUUGCUUCUGAAGUUAAGUAUUUUGUCCGUGUGUGUUGUUUUUCUGUAGACGCUGGUUUGAAGCUCUCCGUUAACUGCAUGUUCAACUGUCACAUCUAGGAAUGGGAGUCUGUUGCCAUUCUCCUCCUCUUUUAUGAAUUUUAUGCCUGUCAGGAUGUUGUUGAUAGUGUUGCAUGUUUCCUCUAAUUUGUUCUGUUUUGCAAUGAUAAAGGUGUCAUCUACAUAUCUUCCUUCCUAUCUAUCUUCCCUUGAAAAAAUGAACUGGAAAUGACAUCACCCACCUUAAGAAACCAAGACCUAUAAAUAGAGAGGCGGGAUAUACCACCAGCUCUUCACCCGAGACUCUCAUUGAUGAUGUUACCUAGUCAUAGUGAUGAAAUGUCUGAAAACAAACCUUGCAGCUCAGCGAGCUAGCUUACGUACUUAUCGUCAACCUGAGCUACAAAUCUUCUCAAAAAUCACUACUAUUCUUUUGUAUUCCCUGUAAUGAGAAAUUUAAAAGUUCCUGAUCUAGCUAGUUAGCAAUCAACACGGUGUAGCUGCUUAAUGUUAUCCACUGUGAAAAGCAUCAAGUGGAAAGAUAAAAUCUGGGAAAAGAUCAUGAAGGACAGGGACUGGGCCACAAGCCUGCCCAUCUCAGUGAUUAACAAGUUUGCACUAUGAAAGAUGCUGUACCAGACAGCCAAUCACAGUGGGAUAACUCUGCACUACUGACCAACAGUAUCAAAGGUGGGGUGUGCUUUAGGUUUUGACUGUGUACAAGUUCUUGUGUGCCUUUUUGCUGUGUGUAACUGAUGUGAAACUGCAAUACAGGUUCUCUGAAUCUA